GUAAAUUUUGAAACGAUAAAAUAUUCUGUUUACAGUCAUCAGAAUUUUUCGAUCCAUAGAGGAGGGCUUUUUAAAUUUUUGGUUUGGCACUCACCCCGCGUAGCAACGUCUCUAUCUCUAUUGUUGCGCGCGCCUCGAUUCGCGCGGUCCGAUGUAAUACGCAAGUCCGUAGUCGUAUUCCGGUGCAGCUGCGACGGGAAGUUUUUUACGAAGGGCAGUUCAAGAUCACAAACGUUUUUACCCCUGACGUGUUUAAAUAAAAGGUUGUUACAUUACACAGCUGUGAAUAUGGUGUGGUCGACAAUAUACGAUGGCAAAACAGAGUCGGGGUCCGCUGAGAAGCCGGGCAUGCAAAUGGCGGCGGCGGACGUGGGCUCGCACCUCGAGCAUAUGUGCAGCCUCGACAUCGACUCCAAGGCCAGCUAUGUCCGCCUCUCCGGUAUCAUCUGCACCAUCGGGCCGGCUUCCCGUGAUGUAGCAAUGCUGGAGAAGAUGAUGGAGACGGGCAUGAAUGUCGCUCGUAUGAACUUCUCUCACGGUUCCCACGAGUACCACGCUGAAACUAUCAAGAACUGCCGCGAAGCUGAGAAGAACUACAGCGCGAAGCUCGGUGUACCUUUCUCUCUAGCUAUAGCACUAGAUACUAAAGGCCCCGAAAUUAGAACAGGCCUGCUUGAAGGUGGUGGUUCGGCUGAAGUGGAAUUAAAGAAAGGGGAGACCAUCAAACUGACGACAAACCCGGCUUACCAAGAAAAGGGCACCGCGGCCAUGAUCUUUGUCGACUAUAAGAACAUCACCGGCGUCGUGAAGCCAGGGAACAAGAUCUUCAUUGAUGAUGGACUGAUCUCUGUCAUCUGCCAGUCCUCUACUGCGGAUACCCUCGUCUGCACCAUAGAGAAUGGAGGUAUGCUGGGGUCCAGGAAGGGUGUGAACCUGCCUGGUCUGCCAGUCGACCUGCCCGCCGUGUCUGAGAAGGACAAGUCUGAUCUGCUCUUCGGUGUGGAACAAGGCGUGGACAUGAUCUUCGCAUCGUUCAUCCGCAAUGGCGCUGCGCUGACGGAGAUCCGCGGCAUCCUCGGUGAGAAGGGCAAGAACAUCAAGAUCAUUUCCAAGAUUGAGAACCACCAGGGCAUGGUCAACCUUGACGAGAUCAUCGCGGCAUCCGACGGUAUAAUGGUGGCACGUGGAGACCUUGGUAUCGAAAUCCCUCCUGAAAAAGUGUUCCUCGCACAGAAGACGAUGAUCGCUCGUUGUAACCAAGUGGGUAAGCCAGUGAUCUGCGCGACUCAAAUGUUAGAAUCGAUGGUGAAGAAGCCGCGGCCGACGCGUGCGGAGACAUCAGAUGUGGCCAACGCCAUCCUGGACGGUGCGGACUGCGUCAUGUUGUCCGGUGAGACGGCGAAGGGCGACUACCCGCUAGAGUGCGUUCUCACCAUGGCCAACAUCUGCAAGGAGGCCGAGGCUGCUAUAUGGCAUCGCCAGCUCUUCACGGACCUCGUCGCUCAGGUUAAAGGUCCGAUCGAGCCGGCUCACUCUCUGGCGAUAGCGGCAGUGGAGGCGUCUAGCAAGUGCAUGGCGUCCGCCAUCGUGGUGAUCACCACCAGCGGCCGCUCCGCCCACCUGCUCAGCAAGUACCGCCCGCGCUGCCCAGUCAUCGCCGUCACCAGACACCCGCAGACCGCGCGACAGGCACAUCUCUACCGCGGCGUGCUGCCGCUCGUAUACAAAGAGGCGGCGGCGAGCGACUGGCUGAAGGACGUGGACCUGCGCGUGCAGUUCGGGCUGCAGUUCGGGAGACAGCGCGGCUUCAUCCGGCGCGGGGACCAGGUCAUCGUCGUCACCGGCUGGCGCCAGGGCUCCGGAUACACCAACACCAUGCGCAUCAUCCCCGUUGUGGACUAAGAUGUGAAAGUUGCAGCAUAUUUCUCCCCAAGUAUUAGUGCAGAUUAGCAGUGAUAUAUAAUGAUCUAAAACAAGAAUAACUGUUGAUAUAUGUAUACAUUAAAAUAUAUCUACUUUAUUUAUUAGAGAAGAGAGUAUUGUGUAUUUGUGGGUUCGAUUAAAAAUGUGCAGAAUUACAUAUAA
This is a messenger RNA of Papilio xuthus (Asian swallowtail), 2085 nucleotides long. RefSeq names its product pyruvate kinase-like. Bases 289 to 1902 code for a protein of 537 amino acids. Gene Ontology annotation, molecular function: pyruvate kinase activity; magnesium ion binding; potassium ion binding. The record is from RefSeq and is a predicted model, not a curated record. Gene Ontology annotation, biological process: glycolytic process. Lineage: Eukaryota; Metazoa; Arthropoda; Insecta; Lepidoptera; Papilionidae. The transcript has 11 exons.